Pongo pygmaeus (Bornean orangutan) is the source of this 4935-nucleotide messenger RNA. It is a transcript of the gene GLDN, whose product is annotated as gliomedin. Gene Ontology annotation, cellular component: cell surface. The record is from RefSeq and is a predicted model, not a curated record. Gene Ontology annotation, biological process: signal transduction. NCBI's taxonomy places the organism in Eukaryota, Metazoa, Chordata, Mammalia, Primates, Hominidae. The transcript is spliced from 10 exons. The coding region runs from base 31 to 1686 and encodes 551 amino acids.
AAGCCCUGCCCGGCCCGAGGCGCACAGAGCAUGGCCCGAGGCUCUGAGCGAGGCUGUAGGGACGCGGGUUGGGGCCUGCGUGGCGCCCUGGCGGCCGUGGCUCUGCUCUCGGCGCUCAACGCUGCGGGCACGGUGUUCGCGCUGUGCCAGUGGCGCGGGCUGAGCUCGGCUCUGCGGGCGUUGGAGGCGCAGCAGGGCCGGGAGCAGCGCGAGGACAGUGCCCUGCGCUCCUUCCUGGCCGAGUUGAGCCGCGCGCCGCGCGGGGCGCCCGCACCACCCCAAGACCCGGCCAGCUCAGCUCGCAACAAGCGCAGCCACAGCGGCGAGCCCGCGCCGCAUAUCCGCGCCGAGAGCCAGGACAUGCUGAUGAUGAUGACCUACUCCAUGGUGCCGAUCCGAGUGAUGGUGGACCUGUGCAACAGCACCAAGGGCAUCUGCCUCACAGGACCUUCUGGACCACCAGGACCUCCGGGAGCUGGCGGGUUGCCAGGACACAAUGGAUCGGAUGGACAGCCUGGUCCUCAGGGCCCAAAAGGAGAAAAAGGAGCAAAUGGAAAAAGAGGAAAAAUGGGGAUACCUGGAGCUGCAGGAAAUCCAGGGGAAAGGGGAGAAAAGGGAGACCAUGGUGAACCGGGCCUGCAGGGAAAUGAGGGCCCACCAGGGCAGAAGGGAGAAAAGGGUGACAAAGGAGAUGUGUCCAACGAUGUGCUCCUGGCAGGUGCCAAAGGUGACCAAGGCCCACCUGGUCCACCUGGGCCCCCAGGCCCUCCAGGUCCUCCAGGGCCCCCUGGAAGCAGAAGAGCCAAAGGUCCUCGGCAGCCAAACAUGUUCAACGGCCAGUGCCCAGGUGAGACUUGUGCCAUACCAAAUGAUGAUACCUUGGUUGGAAAAGCUGAUGAGAAAGCCAGUGAACACCAUUCCCCACAAGCAGAAUCCAUGAUCACUUCCAUUGGAAACCCAGUGCAAGUACUGAAAGUGACAGAGACAUUUGGGACUUGGAUAAGAGAGUCGGCUAACAAGAGUGACGACCGGAUUUGGGUGACAGAGCAUUUUUCAGGCAUCAUGGUGAAGGAAUUCAAGAACCAGCCCUCACUUCUGAAUGGCAGUUACACAUUCAUCCACCUUCCGUAUUAUUUCCAUGGCUGUGGGCACGUUGUUUACAACAACUCUCUCUACUACCACAAAGGGGGAUCCAACACCAUAGUGAGAUUUGAAUUUGGCCAGCAAACAUCCCAGACUCUGAAGCUUGAAAAUGCCUUGUAUUUUGAUCGAAAAUACCUUUUUGCAAAUUCCAAAACUUACUUCAAUCUAGCUGUAGAUGAAAAGGGCCUUUGGAUUAUCUAUGCGUCAAGUGUGGACGGCUCGAGCAUUCUUGUAGCACAACUGGAUGAGAGGACAUUCUCAGUGGUACAACACAUCAAUACCACGUACCCCAAAUCCAAGGCCGGCAACGCCUUCAUUGCCCGAGGAAUCCUCUAUGUCACAGACACCAAAGAUAUGAGGGUCACAUUUGCCUUUGAUUUGUUAGGAGGGAAACAGAUCAAUGCAAACUUUGAUUUAAGAACUUCCCAGUCUGUUCUUGCCAUGUUAGCAUACAACAUGAGAGAUCAGCAUUUAUAUUCAUGGGAAGAUGGCCAUUUAAUGCUUUAUCCUGUGCAGUUUUUGUCAACCACCUUAAGUCAGUGAUGUGCUGCAUUCGGCUCCCUUCAGCAAAUUUCAGGGGUUUUCUGGGACCACUUCUCUCCCAACAGGAAAUUUGUUUUUUUAACAGCAGCCAGAUGUUUAGAAAAUAACCUCAUAAAUGUUUAUAUGGUCAGUGAGCCCCCCUUAGUGAAAUAGCAACAGACUGGAAGUUGAAAUGGCUGAGAUUUGGUGAUCUCCCCACAGCUGGCUCUGCAAGUUACCUCUUUCUCCUUGGGCCUUAGUUUCCCCAUUGGUAAUCUGAAUUGGCUAAGAUGAUUGGAGAGAUUUUCUCUACCUGUAGAAAAUUUGGUGAUUCUUGGUGGCUGCUCUUCUCACAACUUUUAUGUAUCUGCUUCUGUCGUUUAGCUUUUUUAGCCACAUGCUGACCAAAUUUACCUUUGAGUUGAUAAGUCCAGUGGCUUGAGUAGUGAAUCCCUCAGUGCUGACUUAUAUCUGGUUCUUUGAAAAAAUGCAUUGACUCUUUAAGACAUCUAAAGUAUCACAUUAUCCAUAAUUUAUUGCUUUUCUUUGCAUCUGCACCUGCCACCACAGACUAAUCAUUACCCUCAGCUGCUGAUUGGGCAGCUGUGAGAUUAGCAAAAGCCAGGGACAGCUACAUGUUCAGGUUUCUUUUUUUUUUUUUUUUCCAAUAAGCUAUUUUUUUUCUUUUCUUAUUUUAAAUAGAGAGUCUUGCUAUGUUUCCCAGGCUGGUCUUGAACUCCUGGGGCUCAAGUGAUCCUCCUGACUUGGCCUCCCAAAAUGCUGGGAUUACAGGCAUGUGUGCCUGGCCCAGGUUUCUUAAUCAAACAGAAUCACGAUCUUCCAGGUUCCCCCCAGUUUCUGAUCAUGUUGAUUUGUAGCUGUGGAUCAUGAACACUGAAUCCUUAGAUCACUCUGACUUCUUAUGCUUCUCCUGUGGAUCCACUAUCAAAGUAUUAAAUGCUGUGUAAGUAGACAUUAAUCUGGCUGGAACCAUGGGAAGCACUUUGCAGUGUUCAGAAGAGAGGCGCCAUUUGUGGCUAUUAUGUAGAACUGGGCCAGAGCCAGUCCAUUGCCUGUUUUUUUAAAUAAGGUUUUACUGAGCACAGCCACACUCAUCUGUUUAUGCAGUACGGCCUGACAUUGCUUUUGCUCUGCAAUAGCAGAGUCGAGUCAUUGCAACAAAGGGCAUAUGGCCCCACAGUGCCUAAAAUAUUGACUAGCUACCCCUUUAUGGAAAAAGGUUGCUGACUCCUGAUAAAGAAUAUAAAGUGAGCCUGAUUCUUGAAAAUAUCAGAAUCAGAGCCUGUUUUGUUUUGUUCUAAACUAAGAAGCCGCAUAGGAUGUGACUUGCAUUUUGAGUAGAGGGGAAGGGUGAUAACGGUGUAAGAUGAAGUGGCCCUCCACAAAGGCCGGUUAGGGGACUGUUCUUUCUCUAACAUAGUUUUAAAGGAUGUGAUCUGGUUCCCUUGGAUGCCAGGAGAGAAUCCAGUUGAACUUGCUCCUAAAUGCUCUUAAAUAUGCAUAUUUUCUGCCAACUCACUUCUUUAAACAGCUUUCAGCCCAGCACUGCAGCCCCCGGAAGGGCCACUGCGAAUAGAGAGGAAGCUGGAAAAGUUCCUGGGGCUCUGCAGCCAGGAAGGGGAACCAGGGCAAAUCUUAUGUAAAGAUUUUUCAGCAACUUGUCCCAAUUUGUGUGUGUUCUGAAACUUUUUCUUUGGGACCAAAUUCAUUCUCAGUGGCCCUGAGCUCAAUACAUUAUUAACAGCAGUAUUUUAAAACUUAGGGGAUGAACUGGGCAUGGUGGCACAUAACUGUAAUCCCAGCUACUCUGGAGGCAGGGAUGGGAGGAUCACUUGAGGCCAGGAUCUCAGGACCAGCCUAGAGAGACCCCAUCUCUAAAAAAUAAAAUAUAAGUAAAUAAAACUUAGGGGAUAUACAGAUUUAAAUAUUCAAAUCUCCCUGCUCCCCUGAAAGUCCCCAGGCAGCUGUUAGUGACUUGUUUGUUGUGUUCUCAAUAUGAUGGCUAUUUGAAACUUCACCUACUUUUUCAUUAGAUUGGUUGUGCCAUGUCACCUUAGCUUUUAAAAAUACUCUUUUCAGAUUCACGUUUUCUAACAAAGAGUCUCAUGUUCAAGAUCAAUAUGUCUAAUAAGUGCUGGUGUCCUUUUAAAGUAUUUAAAUAUAUAUGUUGCUGUUGCUGAAUACAGGAGACCGGGAUAGGAAUAUAGUUUCAUGAUAAUAGUAUAUACAAUACUAAUUGUAUAUAAGGUAGCAACCAAAGGAGGUUGUUAAUUAGCACAUAUUCCUUUUAGAAAAAUGUUUUAGAAACCUCAGUCUUGAUAUCUGAGCUAUCUUGGCUCCCUUACUUGUGAGUAAGGGAUCAUGCUCACCACUGGAGAAGCUUACACUGGGACUUUUUUUCUUUUUUCUUUUUUUUUUUUUUGCUAUGACAGAGUAAUGCUAAUGUAAGGACAACUGAGUUUGAUCAGUGUUUAAUGGCAGUGGGUAAUCUUAUCUGAUUGUCUUUAAAAGUGAAAAGGAUUAAGAUUUUAUUCUUUCUCGUAAACAUUACUUGAUUUUUUAAAAAAGUUUUGGGCUCACUGCUAAAAUAGAGUAUAUAACCGAAUGUUUUUAAGUCAAGAUACUGUUUUAGGAGUUUACCCUUUCAUUUAUAACCAAAGUUGCGCUAAAGCACUUUCCAAAUAUCUGCACUUCUAAUGUCAGAAUCAAACCAGAUAAUUCUCUAAUUCUUCUUUAAUCUAAAGUAGAUAGCUUCCCACUGGAAAGUAAAUAAAGCCAUCCCUCCCAACCUCAAAGCUAGGCCACACUCUAUUUCAAAGCAUUUUCUUUCCACUGAUAAGGUGGCCUCCUGAAGCCAAGCAGGUGGUUCUGGUCUCAAAGUAUCGUUAGGCACAGGUGCUAUGAAAGAAAAAGUUCUGGGGUGGAAGUUUUAAGAUGAGGAGUUCUGAUCUUAGGCAUCGUAACAGUCACAAGGUGAAAAGUCAAAUGAAACAGUACAAUUCUUGACGAGUGAGGUGUCAUCUUCCAAUCACACAGAGGACAUUUUGGCUGUGAUCAUCUGAUGGCAAGUGAAGGAGAAAUGAGUGAUAGGGCUUUUCAUUUUCAUCCAGGUGCUGUGGCCCUGUGUUUCACAGCAUUAAGAGUCAUAAUUUCCAACCUGCACAGAUCCUGAACAACAAAUGAAUAAUGAUGAAUGUCUUUUUGGUUGUAAUUUAACAAGUCAAAUAAAAUAAUCAUUGCUGAGCACAA